CUGCUCAAAACAGCUCCGGAGAGAAGCAGAGCUCAGCCCUCACUCCCAGAACUUGGAGAGGCAGAAACACGACUCAUCCCCUGCGAUGGUCCUCCAGCGUGUGCGGGAGGCGAGCUCGUGAGCAGCGUGGUUCACUCAGAUGGCGUGCAUGCAACAGAAAAGAGCAGACUGGUAGCCAUACAGGAGCCAUUCCCAGGAGAGCUGAGCGAGGAUGUGGAGGCUGCCAGUGAGACCACCACAGACCAGGAGGACCAAACCAAAGACAGAGAAAGUGGGGGGGAGAAGGAUCUCACCAAAGGGACAGCUUUGUCCAGCCAUUCGGAACGGCACCAGUCGGAUUCACCUAUUCCUUCCAAAAGGCCCUCUUCACGCUCAGAGACCUCAGAGAGUCCACUUUCCUCUAAGCGUCCCAGGACAGCUGAAAAAGGGGCUGGAGAGCAGAUGUACCAGUGCCCCUACUGCAAGUUCACCAACACGGACCUGAACCGCCUGAGAAUGCACGUGAUGACGCAGCACUCUGUUCAGCCGAUGCUGCGCUGCCCUCUGUGCCAGGACAUGCUCAACAACAAGAUCCAUCUGCAGUUCCACCUCACACACCUUCAUAGUGUGGCACCCGACUGCGUUGACAAGCUCAUCGCAACUGUAACAGCAACAGAGGUAUUACCAGCAAGUAUGUUUAUACCAGUGCCAAGUCCAGAGUCCAGAGAGUCCCAGAGCACCCCGCUUGCCACGGCCAACUCUAACUUUGAAGAUACAAAGAAGCAAGCCGAUGCAUCCGAUGCUGAUCCAGAGAAAGGGGCGGCCCUCCCCACAGACAUAGCUGAAGCUCGCAAGUCACCACUGGAGGAACAGCAGUCAGAAAAAGAUGAUGCCACUGGAUUUCUGUGCUGGAAGAAAGGCUGUAAUCAAGUUUUCAAAUCCUCUAACUCUCUCCAAAUGCACUUCAAUGAAGUUCACAACAAAAGGCCCCAGUUGCCUGUUUCAGAUCGCCAUGUCUACAAAUACAGGUGUAACCAGUGCAGCCUGGCCUUCAAGACAGUGGAAAAGUUGCAGCUCCAUUCACAGUACCACGUGAUCAGGGCAGCUACCAUGUGCUGCCUCUGUCAGCGGAGCUUCAGAACACUACAAGCCCUGAAGAAGCAUCUGGAAACUAGCCACUUGGAGCUGAGUGAGGCUGAUAUCCAGCAGCUUUAUGGGGGAUUAUUGAUGAAUGGGGAUAUUAUGGUAAUGGGUGAUCCAACUCUUGGUGAGGAGCAUGGCAGUCUGGGAGAAGACGACAAAGAAGGAGAUGACAGUGACCCAGAGGAAAAACAAAGUCCAACAGGCAGCGAUUCCGGCUCACUGCAGGAAGAUUCUGGAGCUGAACCUAAACGUGCUUUGCCAUUCCGAAAGGGCCCCAACUUUACAAUGGAAAAGUUCUUGGAUCCGUCUCGACCUUUCAAGUGUACUGUAUGCAAAGAGUCUUUUACACAAAAGAACAUUCUUCUGGUUCACUAUAACUCUGUCUCCCAUCUGCACAAGGUGAAGAGGGCACUUCAGGAGUCUACGACCGGCCAGCCUGAGCCUACCAGCAGCCCUGACAACAAGCCAUUCAAGUGUAGCACUUGUAAUGUGGCAUAUAGCCAAAGUUCUACUCUAGAAAUACACAUGCGCUCUGUCCUACACCAGACCAAAGCUAGGGCGGCCAAACUUGAGGCAGCAGGAGGAAUUACAAGCUCUGCAAGUGCUACUGGUAGUGUAGGCUCCAGUAUGCGAACUUCAACAUCUAGUCCAAGCCCAGCCAGCAACACAGCUACUAGCUCUGCCAACCACAGUUCAUCUAGCUCUCAGUCAGCUCAGAGUAUUCUUAGAGGAAACCACAUGAAUCAGUCGUCUGGCACUGAAAGUUUGGGUAAUUCUUCGGCAAGUUGCCAUUCCUCACCAUCCGAUAACCAUGAGGCAAAAAAGUCUAAAUUUGCAGAGAUUCUCUCCGCUAGGGGACAACAACAGCAGCAGCAGCUCCAGCAGCAGCAGCAGUUGGCUCAGGCUCAAGCCCAAGCUCAAGCCCAGCUUCAGCAAGAGCUUCAGCAGCAGGCUGCUCUUUUACAAUCACAGCUAUUCAAUCCAGCACUUCUGCAGCACUUCCCGAUGACAACUGAUGCACUUUUACCCCUGCAACAGCAGCAGUUGCUUUUCCCAUUCUACAUCCCUGGAGCCGAAUUUCAGUUGAACCCAGAGAUCAACCUCAGCAGCGCAGCACUUGGCCUACCUGGAUCCUCAACCUCCUCUCUGUUGGAAGACCUUAAAAACUCUGCCCAGCAGAGUUGCUUGCAGCAGCAGUUGAUGCACCACCAUCUUCAACAGCAGCACCAACAGCAGCAGCAGCAGCAGCAACAGUCUCACUCACAGGCUCAAAGCCAAAUGGCACUUCUGCAGCAGAGUGCAUCUCUCCUCCAGCAAGCUGAAAAAAAGCAGAAACUGUCUCAGAACGACAAGGAUAGAGAGAUGCAAAAGGAAAAGGAUGCAGCUGAAAAAAAUGAGGAUUACGUAAACAAAGAUUCUGCUGACAUCAAACCAAAAGAAAAGAAGGAUAUUCAGCAUAUUUCGAUAAACAUUAGCCAAGACAGUGGUUUGCCUCCACCCAGGAUAGCUUCAGAUGCUCGAGGAAAUGCAACUAAAGCCUUGCUGGAAAAUUUUGGAUUUGAGUUAGUAAUUCAGUACAAUGAAAAUAAACAGAAAGCUCAGAAAAAGACAGCUGGAAGUACUGGAUCAACUGGUGCAGGUGGAAUAGCGAGGGUGGUGGAUCCCAUUGAGGGAUUAGAAAAACUGGAAUGUGAAGCCUGUGGCAAGUUGUUUUCAAACAUACUGAUUCUAAAGAGUCACCAGGAGCAUAUCCACCAGGCCUUCUUUCCAUUCCGAUCCCUCGAGAGAUUUGCAAAGGAAUACAGAGAGCAUUACGAUAAACUGUAUCCACUGAGACCCCCGACACCAGAGGCUGCUGCAGCUCCUCCACCACCUCCUCCCCCGCCUCCACCCCCUCCACCACCCCAAAGAGCUCCGACACCAAAUAUUCCAGUCUCUGCUGCUUCGCUUACACCCCCAACUGUACCUACCCCACAGCCGCCAGUUACUAUGACGCAAAUACCCAUGCCAAUGGAUUUGCCCCUCUUCUCGCCGCUUAUGAUGCAGCCCAUGUCUCUACAGUCCUUACCAAAUCAGCUGCCUCCUCAGAUGUCAUCUGUUGAGCCAAGCCUAGCGUCAGACCUGGCCCAGCUCUAUCAACAACAGCUUACGCCAGCCAUGCUACAGCAACAGCAGAACAAGAGACCACGGACACGCAUCACAGACGAUCAGCUGAGGGUCCUGCGGCAAUACUUUGAUAUCAACAAUUCACCAAAUGAGGAACAGAUCAAAGAGAUGGCUGACAAGUCUGGUCUGCCACAAAAGGUGAUAAAGCACUGGUUCAGAAACACCCUGUUCAAGGAAAGGCAGCGCAACAAAGACUCGCCUUACAACUUCAAUAAUCCCCCCACGACUACUCUGGAGGACGUAAAGAUAGAUUCAAAACCUCCUUCCCCUGAACCUCAAAAGCAAGAAUUCUAUGGAAGCAAGAGGUCCUCCAGGACCAGGUUUACAGACUACCAGCUGAGAGUCUUACAGGACUUCUUUGAUGCCAAUGCUUAUCCUAAAGAUGAUGAAUUUGAGCAGCUCUCCAACCUUUUGAGCCUUCCCACUCGUGUCAUUGUUGUAUGGUUCCAAAACGCCCGCCAGAAGGCAAGAAAGAAUUAUGAAAAUCAAGGCGAGGGAGGGAAAGAUGGUGAGAGAAGAGAACUGUCAAAUGACCGAUAUAUUCGCACAUCAAAUCUGAACUACCAGUGCAAGAAAUGUAGUCUGGUAUUUCAGCGGAUUUUUGAUCUAAUAAAACACCAAAAGAAGCUGUGUUACAAAGAUGAAGAUGAGGACGGGCAAUAUGACAGCCAAAAUGAGGAUUCACUGGAUCUUUCUCACGAUUGUUACACUCCCUCUGGGUCUUCCUGUCACACACCAAUGCCCUCCUCCUCCAGUCUCUGCCCACUUCCACCCUCCUCUUCAGCAUUUGCACACCUCUCAGCUAAUGAGAAAGAGGAAGCGUCACCAGCAACCACCUCAAACGUCUACAAUGAGAAGCCCAAGCAAUUACCAGACAUGUCUGCUGAUCCACGAGAGAACCAAACUUCAAUUAAGCAGGAGAUUGUGCACCAAGCCCAAUCUGAGACGCAACAUCAUAGAUCACAGAGAGAGGAAAAGGUCCAAAACGUCUCUAAGCCCAUCAAACUUUCGUCUCCCUCCUUCUCUCAGCAACAGCAACAGUGUGGUCCCUCAGCCUCUCAGACAAGCCAAGCCUCAUCACAAAGCUCUCACAUGGGCCUAAAUCCACACCUGACCUCUGCCACACAGCAGCUAGCACAACAAAUGAUCCCAUACCAGUGUGAGCAGUGCAAGAUAGCAUUCCCCUCUUUUGAGCACUGGCAGGAACACCAGCAAUUACACUUCCUCUCUGUGCAAAAUCAGUUCAUUCACCCACAAUUCCUUGAUCGUCCAAUUGACAUGCCGUUCAUGCUGUUCGAUCCCAGCAAUCCUCUCCUGGCAAGCCAGCUUCUCUCUGGAGCAAUGCCACAGAUUCCCAGCAGCUCUGCCACUUCUCCAUCCACCCCGACCUCCACCAUGAAUUCCCUGAAGAGGAAGCUGGAGGAAAAAGCUAAUACAAGCCCAGGAGAGAAUGACAGCACCAAUAGCGGAGAGGAGCCUCAGAGAGACAAGCGUCUCAGGACCACCAUCACACCUGAGCAGCUAGAGAUCCUUUAUCAGAAGUAUUUGUUAGAUUCAAAUCCCACUCGUAAAAUGCUCGACCACAUUGCUCAUGAGGUGGGAUUAAAGAAGAGAGUCGUGCAAGUCUGGUUUCAGAAUACUAGAGCUAGAGAGAGAAAAGGACAGUUUAGGGCAGUCGGGCCAGCUCAAGCUCAUCGUAGGUGCCCUUUUUGUCGAGCUCUUUUUAAAGCGAAAACCGCACUUGAGGCUCACAUUCGGUCUCGUCACUGGCAUGAAGCCAAACGUGCUGGGUAUAAUCUGACCCUCACUGGUAUGUUACCUGAGCAGGAGAGCAUGCAAAUGAAAAUGGAUGCUCUGGAUACAUCGGGUUACUCCCACCUAGCCCCUUCAACAAACAGCGACGGGCAGAGCUCCUCCAUGUCACCUGUGAACAAAAGUAUGGAUUUGUCUCCCAGGGGUCUACUGAGCCCCUCAUCUAUCAAGGUUGAAGGAAUGGAAGAUUUUGAGGGUGCAACCAUGUCGUCCGUGAACCUCAGCUAUGAUCCGAACAAGUUGGAUAAUGACGACUGCUCCUCUGUGAAUACGGCCAUCACAGACACAACAACAGGUGAUGAGGCCAAUGCUGAUAAUGACAGUGCUGAUGCAAAGCACAGCCAGCAUAGUGGUGAUUACCUGUCUAAGUCUGGAGGCACAGCUCCCCUCCUUGAAAAUGAUGACCAAAUGUCCUCGGGGCUUGUAAGUCCUGCAACAAGCUAUUAUGCUAAAGACUAUGAAAAUGAACAUAUGAUUGACCACAGUGAGACAUCUAGCCUUGCAGACCCUUGUUCACCGAGCCCUGGAGCCUCAGGUACCAGAAGCAUCGACAGUGGGGACCGGCCUGGCCAAAAACGCUUCCGAACUCAAAUGACGAACCUCCAGCUGAAAGUGUUGAAAUCUUGUUUUAAUGACUACAGGACGCCCACUAUGCUGGAAUGUGAGGUACUUGGAAAUGAUAUUGGACUUCCAAAGAGAGUGGUUCAGGUGUGGUUCCAAAAUGCCCGUGCCAAGGAAAAAAAGGCUAAGCUCAACAUGGCAAAGCACUUCGGUAUAAAUCAGACAUCUUAUGAGGGGCCGAAGACAGAAUGCACAUUGUGUGGGGUCAAGUAUAGUGCUCGCCUCUCUGUUCGCGAUCACAUAUUCUCCCAGCAACACAUCUCUAAGGUGAAGGAUACCAUCGGUAGCCAGAUCGAUAAGGAAAAAGAAUACUUCGACCCAGCUACUGUUCGCCAACUCAUGGCCCAGCAAGAGAUGGACCGUAUCAAGAAGGCCAAUGAAGUGCUGGGACUGGCACAGCAGCAGGCCAUGCAACAGCAAGGGAUGUUCGAUAACCCUGCAAUGCAGGCUCUGAAUCUCCAGUCGGCCUAUCCAAAUCUACAGGGCAUCCCACCUGUGCUAUUGCCAGGAGUUGGAAGCCCCUCUCUUUCCAGCUUUAACUCGUCUAAUUCAGCUUUAACUCCUCCCAAACCUUCAAACCUCCUGAACAUGCCUGGUGCCAGUGUACCCUCACCAAGCCUGCCCACGUCUGGAUUGCCCAACAAGCCUCCCUCCUCAUCAUCGCUUGCCGCAUCCAGCCCAGCUCAGACAAACACAUCUACUUCCCACUCAAGCCCCACCCCUACAUCAUCCUCCAGUUCCUCAACCACCCAGUCUGGCUCACGACCUGAACCCCCCAAAGAGCGUGAUACUGAUAGGGGAAAAGAGAAGGAAAAGGAGACGGCCAGGGAAAAGGCGGAGAAGCCCUCAACCCCAUCUUCAACUGGAGGCACCCCGGCACCUUCCACCUCGGCUGCCAGCGCGAAAAAGGAGAAACCGGACACAGCUGUCCCCGCCACCUCUAUGCCUACACCCGGCAUGGAGUAUGUGGUAGAUCCUGCCCAGCUCCAGGCUCUGCAGGCUGCUCUGGCAUCAGACCCCACAGCUCUCCUCACAAACCAAUUUCUACCCUACUUCAUGCCCGGCUUUUCCCCUUAUUACACCCCACAGAUCCCUGGGGCCCUCCAAGGGGGCUAUCUUCAACCUAUGUAUGGUAUGGAAAGCCUCUUCCCUUAUAACCCAGCAUUGUCACAAGCACUGAUGGGCCUGUCCCCAGGGUCCCUACUGCAGCAUUACCAGCAAUAUCAGCAGAGCUUGCAGGAGGCACUACAGCAGCAGCAGCGGCAGCUUCAGCAGAUCCAGCAACCCAAGGCGAGCCAAACUCCAGUCCCCCCUCAAACCUUGGGCAAAGACUCUGCCAAAGAUUCAGUUAAAAAAGAGGAGCAAAAGGGCAACCCCCAUUGCGACCCCCCCACUCCCACCUCCUCCUCCACGACCUCCUCUUCCUCUCAUAAUAAAGUUCCCCCCGAGCAGAACGAGAUGGAUGGCAAAGUUGUAGAUUCCCACCUAGACCAGUAUAUCGUCCCCAAAGUGCAGUAUAAACUGGCAUGCCGCAAGUGUCAGGCUGUUUUCACCAAGGAAGAAGCGGCUAUUACCCACCUUAAAUCUAACUGUUUUUUCGGUCAGUCUGUGGCAAACCUGCAAGAGAUGUUGCUGCGUGUCCCCAGUGGUGUAGGUGUGGGGGCCGGAAGUCUCUAUGACUGCCUGGCCUGUGACACCACGUUGGAUGGGGAGAAAGCACUCAGUCAACACCUGGAAUCGGCAUUGCACAAACACAGAACAAUCAAGCGAUCCGUCAGAAAUGCCAAAGAGCACGAUACUAGUUUAUUACCUCACUCUUCAGCCUGCUUCCCCAAUCCUAACACCGCAUCUACCUCGCAGUCUGCCACUCAUCCCAUCAGCAGCCCCCCGCCCCUGCCAACAACAUCAGCCACCAUGCCAUCCUCUGCUGUGUCCUCUUCCCUGUGCUCCUCCUCUGUGGCCCCACUCAGUACCACAGCUGCCGGCAAACCCUGGCCCCAGGCCCCUUUCUCUAGAGCUUUAGCUGGGAAGCCCAACGCUAGUCCCUCCUCCUCUUCCUCUUUUCCUCCAGUGUCCUCACUUUCAACGGUUACCUCAAGUUCAUUGAGCACCUCAGGAGUUCAGACCUCGAUACCAACAGACGUCUUUACCGACGAGUCUGAUUCUGACAGCAGUCAGAAGUCAGCGGACAGGCUCGGCAGGACGGCAGAGGAGCCGCGGCAGCCUGGUUUUGUCAAAGACAGUAAUAGUUGUAGUAGUAACCUUGCUAGUGUAGGAACGGACUCCAUCAGAUUGUAA
Menidia menidia (Atlantic silverside) is the source of this 8019-nucleotide messenger RNA. The record is from the annotation of a GenBank genome assembly. Lineage: Eukaryota; Metazoa; Chordata; Actinopteri; Atheriniformes; Atherinopsidae.